AUGCUGUUCUUUACUGCGUUACGGCUUCUUGGAUCAACCAUUUUUGUAGCCCUUUAUGGGUUAGCACCAUUGUCUCUCCGGACUCGGCCUUACAAUUUCUUCAAUGGAUGGCCACCACCUCCUUGGGAUGCAACCUACGACUAUGUGGUCAUUGGAGGCGGCACCGCGGGCAUCACAGUCGCAUCACGCCUGGCCCAAACCGGAUAUCAAGUUGCGUUGGUGGAGGCUGGAGGCUACUACGAGUGGCUACAUCCCAUCUCGAAGCUUCCAGGUGCCGCGACAAUUGGAAUUGGGGCCAGCAUUUCGACGGCAUCCUCGGUGGACUGGAAGUUUGUCGCAGAGAAAGUCCCUGGUGCAAACUAUCGGGAUAUCCACUAUCCCCGAGGGAAGUGUCUAGGAGGAUCAUCAGCGUUGAACUUUAUGAUAUACCAGCGUCCCUCCAAAGGCGCAAUGGAUCGAUGGGCUGAACUCGUGGAUGACCCCAGCUAUACCUUCGAGAACACUUGGAAAUACUUCAAACAAACAGUAUCCUUCACCGCGCCAACAUCUCGAUCCGAAUGCGUUAGGACACCGUACAACGAGUCAGCAUUUGAUGGUUCCGGCGAGCCACUGCAUGUUUCUUAUCCUCGAUACGCAAUGCCUUUCUCCAGCUGGGUCCGCCGGGCCUUGACCGCGAUCGGAAUGCAAGAGAUUGGGGACUUUAACAGCGGUUCACUCAUGGGACAUCAGUUCUGCUCAAUGACCAUUCGUCCGACAGAUGAAUCACGAAGUAGCUCGGAAACGGCGUUCCUUCAAUCUCCGCAAAACAUGAAAACACUCUCUAUCUAUGAGAAGACUCUGGCCAAAAAGAUUCUUUUCGACUGGUGGAAUCGAGCUCAUGGUGUAAGAGUCCAUGGAGUGUGGGAUUACACAUUAUGGGCCAGGCGCGAGGUCAUUCUGUCUGCAGGUGCCUUCCACUCUCCACAGCUACUUAUGCUGUCCGGGAUUGGUCCUGCUAGGGUUCUUCACGAGCAUGGAAUCAAACCAAUCGUGACUCUACCCGGAGUUGGCCAGAAUAUGUGGGACCAUAUCUUCUUUGGUCCUUCCCAUCAAGUUGCUGUGGCCUCAUUCUCGGGGAUGGUUCAGAGUCGAGCUCGGCUGGCUAGCCAGAUUGCAGCCUAUCUUGGGUCCCAUGAAGGGAUGUUGACGAACCCAUCGACAGACUAUCUUGCGUUUGAAAAGCUUCCAGAUAUAUCUAGAUAUAAUUUGACUGAUCAGGAAGAAGAGGUUCUCUCUUGGUUUCCAGAAGAUUGGCCAGAGAUCGAGUAUUUGGCAGCUUCUGCGUUUGUUGGAAAUUUCUCAGAUCCGUUCUUCCAACAGCCCCAGCAUGGUGAGUAUGCCUCGAUCAUUGCGAGCAUCGUUGCUCCUACGUCUCGCGGCAACGUGACCCUUCGCUCUGCGAACGCGGCAGAUCUCCCAACUAUCAAUCCAAAUUGGCUGGAUACAGAGAUAGAUCAAAAACUUGCCGUGACGGCAUAUAGACGGAUGCGCGACAUGUUUCGAAGUCCAGCCAUGAAGCCCAUAUUGAUUGGACCGGAGUACUUCCCAGGGCUUGAGUACCAAAGUGAUGAGGAGAUCCUAAAUGUCAUCAAGAAUACGCUCAUGACUAUAUAUCACGCAUCCUGUACAUGCAAAAUGGGAACUCGAAAUGAUAGCAUGGCUGUCGUCGAUCAUCGGGCGAGGGUAUUUGGUGUCACGGGGCUUCGGGUGGUUGAUGCGGGCGCAUUUCCAUUUCUUCCACCUGGACACCCUCAGUCAGUUGUCUAUAUGCUCGCAGAGAAGAUUGCAGCCGAUAUAAUCGAGCCAUGGGCAUGA
This is a messenger RNA of Penicillium cataractarum, 1854 nucleotides long. Its product is annotated as GMC family oxidoreductase. Gene Ontology annotation, molecular function: oxidoreductase activity, acting on CH-OH group of donors; flavin adenine dinucleotide binding. Gene Ontology annotation, biological process: secondary metabolite biosynthetic process. Bases 1 to 1854 code for a protein of 617 amino acids. Lineage: Eukaryota; Fungi; Ascomycota; Eurotiomycetes; Eurotiales; Aspergillaceae. The transcript is spliced from 5 exons. The record is from RefSeq and is a predicted model, not a curated record.